AUGAUGAUGCCCAUCCUCGGCCUUCCCCUUCCGCCGCCAUCUCACAUCCCCCUCCUCCUCCACCUGCUAAUCGAAACCUUCGCCUCGCUUUCCUUUCUGUUGCAUCCAGAGUCGCAACUUCCUCUCCUCUCCUCAUCUGGUUCAUCUUCUGCCACCACCACCAACACCACCACCACUACCACAACCCCCUCCGGUUCGAAGAGUACAACAACAACAACUCCCACAGCAAAAAUAACCCCAACCCCCAAAGAAGCCACCGAGGCCACCGAGGCCCGGCUCAUCCUGAGCAACUUUGGCGGGUUGCUACUCUCAGUCAACCUUGUUGUCUUCUAUCUCCUAUUCCUCUUCACGGGGCCAGGUAAAGAGGAGGUUAUUUGGGGGGUGACGGGUUGUUUGGGUGUUUAUCAUGCGUUUCCUUUGUGGAGGGCUUGGAGGAGGAUGAACCUUCCUUUGGAAGAAGAAGAAGGUAAGGAGAAGGUGGAUGAUAAGACACAAAAGACGCUUGGUGGACCCGUGGUGCACUUUUUUGUUCAUGCGUUUGUGGGAGGGUUGAUGGGUGCUGUUGGUUUUGGGCUUUUGUGA
Molecule: messenger RNA, 582 nt
Organism: Sordaria macrospora k-hell
Lineage: Eukaryota; Fungi; Ascomycota; Sordariomycetes; Sordariales; Sordariaceae
Source: RefSeq, a predicted model, not a curated record